Harmonia axyridis is the source of this 1599-nucleotide messenger RNA. RefSeq lists its product as uncharacterized. The record is from RefSeq and is a predicted model, not a curated record. The transcript has 2 exons. The coding region runs from base 986 to 1354 and encodes 122 amino acids. NCBI's taxonomy places the organism in Eukaryota, Metazoa, Arthropoda, Insecta, Coleoptera, Coccinellidae.
AACGGCUAUCGGUUGAUAAAGAUGAUGAAUCUGCUAUCAGACAGAAUCUUUAUAAAGAAGUCCUUAUGUUGGAGUCUGAUAUAGCAGAAAAGGUGUCCCCUUCUGAAGCUCAUUUUCCUUCUACCUCAACACCUGUGAAGUCUGCAGGUUUGCAUCAUCCUCUGUCUCCUGUCAACGCUCCAACUAAUUCUAAAUGUAUACCUGUUUAUAAGUGGGGUUUGAAAAAGUUUUCGGGAAAGGAACCAUUAAUUCCAUUCUUGGAGUUGGUUGAGUCCCUUAAGGUUUCUAGAGGUUGUACAGAUUCGGACCUAUUCGACUCUGCUGGGGAUUUGUUUGAAAAUGAUGCGUGGACUUGGUGGCAUAACAACCACAUCAAGAAUCGUUUCCUGAACUGGAACGAACUCGUUGAUGCCCUGAAAUCCACAUUUUUGCAUAGUAAUUAUGACUCAAUGUUAUUGCAGGAUAUCAAAUCUCGUAAGCAGAAUCCUCGAGAGUCAGUUGCGCUGUAUAUCACUUUUAUGGAGGCACAAUUUUAUAGAUUAAAUAAAUGUCCUUCAGAGAUUGAAAUGGUUAAUAUUAUAAGGAAUAAUUUACUUCCUGACUAUGUAAAAGCCCUUGUUUUACAGGAUAUUGCAUCAGUAUCUCAGCUGACAUCUCUUUGUAGGAGAGUUGAGGAUGCUCUCUGUUUAAGCGUUUCAAAUCAGUUGGGAGAGCUCCAGGUGUCUGAAACUCGAUCUAAUGUCAGAUGUUGGAACUGUGGUGAGGAAAACCAUCGUUACAACGAAUGUAGGAAGUUGAGAACGCGCUUCUGCUUUGGUUGCGGUCAGAGGAACGUUAUCAAGUCCAACUGUCCUCGGUGUUCAAAAAACGAACAGAGGGUCCACAAUCCCGCAGGUAUUGGAGGCCCCUCAAGUCAAAAACCUGCUCCAAAACCGAAACAGAAAUCGAAUCAGAAGAAGAAUUAAUUUCUUCGUCACCCAUAGUUAUGGAGAACUCCGAUUUAUCUGUUCCUGAAGCGGUAAGAAAGGUUAAAAAGAACCAUAGUGUCUUGAGAGAGACCAAUCCCUUAUUAGAACUUCGUCAGAAGGACAAUCGUCCUUAUCUAACAGUUCAGGUAGGAGGUGAGCUUAUAUCUUCCUUGGUAGAUAGUGGUAGCAACGUCACAAUUUUAGGUUCUUCUUCUAUUCACCUUUUACGGAAGAUGAAUCUAGGCCUCCACUACGACGUAUCGGUUAACCUUACAACGGCCGAUGGAAAGCCUCAGAAUACUUUGGGGUAUGUCAACCUUCCCAUAAGUUUGAACGAGGUGACCAAGAGAUUUUUCCUAUGGUUCCUCUUGUUUAUCUUCGGAUAACUCUGUAGCUGUGGUUCGAGCUAUACUCGGAUCUGAUUCAUUGACAGAGCCUCAAAAGUACGAAUUGGACUUCGUUAUAGAUUUAUUUAAACAAAUUGCGCCCUCUGAUAGAUUAGGUAGGACUCAUUUGUAUCGGCAUCAUAUCGAUACAGGAGAUGCCAAGCCAGUUAGACAAAGACAGUAUCCACUUUCUCCAGCAAUGCAGAAAGUUUUGAAUGUGGAAAUUGAUAAGAAGUUGGAGCUCA